Puntigrus tetrazona (Sumatra barb) is the source of this 2599-nucleotide messenger RNA. RefSeq names its product caveolae associated protein 2a (gene cavin2a). Gene Ontology annotation, molecular function: protein kinase C binding. The record is from RefSeq and is a predicted model, not a curated record. NCBI's taxonomy places the organism in Eukaryota, Metazoa, Chordata, Actinopteri, Cypriniformes, Cyprinidae. The transcript has 2 exons. Gene Ontology annotation, cellular component: cytoplasm; caveola. The coding region runs from base 437 to 1852 and encodes 471 amino acids.
GCGGAGAAGAGAAACGCCAGCUUAGAUUCGUGGAGAAAUGAAGAGACAUUCAGGUGCAUUCACACAGACACUGAAACACCUCCAUUCCUUCACACAAACUGUUGCUGCUGUUGUCAAAAUAUGUCUUCUGGGGACGCUUCAUACAGAUGACAAACAAACAUCGAGCCCAUGCAGGCUGAUCAAACAAUGCUGAAAUUGCAUUGAGGAAAAUGCGCACACACACACAGUGGCACACUUUCACACUGACACUCUUUACUCACAUUACUCUGAUGGGCUGGGCUAAAUACCACGGCAACCAGGCCCCUCCCCUGGGUGUGUGAGGAGUUUUUAAGUGGAGAGUUGGGAAUGUUGUUUUUAGAGAGGCGCAGAAGGCAGGAGAGUGUCUGUGAGAGUCAAUCUAACCCCGUCUUUCAAAACCACCAGCGUUGACUCCAGGAUGGGUGAAGACUCUUCUCACGCAGAGCGCAGCACAGCCACCUUACCCAGGGAGGAAAGCACCCCGACGCCACCGGCUCCAGAUGCUCAUGAUGCUCAAGAUGCUCAAGAUCUCCUCAUUCCGAGCUUCAGUCCUGGCUCGGUGCCCUCUUCCCCUGUCCACACCCUUUCCCGCUUGGGCCCCAAGUCCCCGACCAGCCCCACGGCCCCUGGCGGCCAGGUCAGCGCCAUCACAGUGGUGGCUCUGCUCGACAAGCUGGUGGUGAUGAUCGAGUCGGUGCAGGAGAACCAGCGGAGGAUGGAGAAGAAACAGGCCGAGCUGGAGGGGGCCGUGAGGAUGGUGCAGGGCGACGUGACCCGUCUCACCAAGAACCACAUGUCCACGGCCAACAGCGUGGCAAAGCUGCUGGAGCGCUCACGCAAGACUGGCCUCAAUGUGAAGGAGGUGAGGGAGCGCCUGGAUAAACAGAGCAGCCAGGUGAAGCGUCUGGAGGCCAACCACGCCCAUCUGCUCAAGAGGAACCACUUUAAAGUGCUCAUCUUUCAGGAGGACCACGAAAUCCCAUCCACUCUGCUUACUAAAGAUGGCCUGGCCUCCACCUCUCAGGAUGAGAUCGGUCCAUCUGCACCAACUCCGCUCACUGAUUUAAACCGCUCUCAAGAGGAAGGCCUGCAGACCAUCAGCCUCUCUUCCGAUGACGACGAGGAAAAAGGAGCAACUAGUCCUCUGGCAGAAGGUGGCGAUGAUUCGCUAGAUCUGCAAGAAGAAAGCUUCCCAGGCUUGGGAAGCGAACGUCUGGAGCGCUCUCGAGCUGACAAGUUCAAGCGCUCCAGUCUGAAGAAGGUGGAUAGUCUAAAAAAGGCCUUCUCACGAAGCAGCAUCGAGAAGAAGAUCAACAAAAUCGUGCCUCCAGAACAGCGAGAGAAGAUCAAGAAAAGCUUCAUCCCCAACCACCCGAAGAGCUCCUCUUCCAAGAGCUCGUCCUUCCGUGUCUCUCCAAUGACCUUCAACGUCAAGAAGGUACGGGAUGGAGAUGCUGACUCCUCCCAGCAGCCUGGGAGCUCACCGAGGAACCUCAGCCCAGUGGAAGUUCCCAACAUUGAGGGUCCCGACGGAGAGCUGCCCCUGGCUGAGUUACACUCCUCAGCUGAGAAAGCCAAUGGAGACGGUCUACGCAGCCCCUCCACCCCGGGCAGCGGGGAUGGAGAGGUGUUUGUCACAGUUGAGGGUGGAGAUCUUGAGAACGGUCCGACCGCAACUCUGGCUGAAGAAGAGGUGGAUAAAGAAGAUGAUGACACUGAUGGCAAUGAUGAAAAUGGAAAGGAGGAAGAGGAGGAGGAGAAAGAAGUGAGACCUAAAGAAGAAGCGUCUGUGUCUCCGCCGUCGACUGCAGCUACUGUUGAGCUACCUUCUUAGAUAUGGUUGUGUUUCUGACUUCGAAUCACUUCUGAGACUUUGGGAAGAGUAGUUACUGCCUUGUUCCACUGGUAUUUGUUCCCAAGCUUGUUUAAUGUUAGCAUGUCUGCUAAAAUAACAUAUUGCCCUGAAUUAACCCCUAAUAUAAUGUAACUAUAGCCUAUUGAGUUAUAUUCAGAAAUUUAGCACGUUCUUGUAGAAGAAAAUUCCAUUUAAAUUCCAUUUCAAAUAGAUUCUGUAUAAAAGCCCUGAGAAUGGUACAGCAGUUCAGACCACUGUCACCACAAUGACACAAUUUUCCUGCGGUAGCCUGUGAAUACCAUGAAAUUGACUGAACUGAAUCGCCUGAACUCUCACUCUCUAUCUUUUUUCUUUGUGCGUAGGAGAAGCAAUGUGUACAAAUCUGAACCUUUGUUAUGCUGCAGUCCAGACUCUCUUCUGUCGAUGUACAUGAAAUGUAGUAUUAAACUGCAUGCAAAAAAGUACUGUGGUAGUAAUAUGGUUUUUGGAAACAGUGCUUUGUUUUUCACACAGUACUUUGACGCAAAUAGCAUGUGGAAACCAUUGUAUAUUAAUACGAAUUCGUGAAAAUAUAGUAACAAUAUGGAACAUCAUUACUGUACCAUUGUACCACCACAGUACUUUUUGUAUGGCAUGAAACAGAUAACUACAAAAGACAAGAGGUGUUGAAAGUUAUGUCUUUAUUUUUUGACAAUUUUAGAACUUUUAUUAAAAUAUUUAGCAGCA